Messenger RNA from Erpetoichthys calabaricus (reedfish), 629 nucleotides. Its product is annotated as tRNA selenocysteine 1-associated protein 1-like. The transcript has 4 exons. The coding region runs from base 176 to 571 and encodes 131 amino acids. Lineage: Eukaryota; Metazoa; Chordata; Cladistia; Polypteriformes; Polypteridae. The record is from RefSeq and is a predicted model, not a curated record.
GGUUCCUUUUGCACUCCGCCUUCAGCCGGACUUAAUAUUUAGUGCGUGUGUGCGGCUGAGUGUCGCGUCGCAGUUUUCUCUUCGCUUCUUCUUGAGCUGAGUUUCCAAAGUUAGCGCUACUUAACAAAGCUGACCGCGAUUGUUCGUUACUACUGGUUGGAAUCCGAGUGAAAAAAUGAAUUACCAGCAAAAUGACAAUUAUGCAUACUCUCAGUACUACCAGCAGUAUCAGAACUAUUACUCACAAUGGGGCUAUGACCCCUACAACAGCUACAAUUAUAAUUAUGGCUCAUACUGUCCUACAACGAUGGCCCCUGGGAUGAAUCCUUCUGUGACAGCAGCAUCAGGAACAGCAGAAGCCCAGAUGUCUGCCGAGUACCAACAGAAUUUGGCAUCAGCAGGAGAUGUAGAAGAAGAACCUGUUGAAGAUCCAGAACUACAGAUUGACGUAGACGCAGCAAACAGGCAGUACAUCGAGCAAAGUGAAGAACUUUAUGAUUCACUUAUGAACUGUCACUGGCAGCCACUGGAUACAGUCACAUCUGAAAUUCCAAAUGUAAGCAAGUACUGAAGAUCACAGAGAGGGUGGUCCAGGUGAAAUUCCUGAAUUAGAUGUAUCAAGUAUUUUU